AUGUCUUCGCCAGAGGAGAAGGAGGAUACAACUUGGCGUGAAAGGUUCUUAAGCUCUUCAAGUUACUUCGCCAAAUCAUCACCAGUAUUAGAGAGAGUGCGCCGCACAAAAUCAGAUUGUUCAACAACUCGAAAACCAAACACUGUUCCUGUUUACGAGGAUAUUCCUGAGAAUCCACAAACCUCAAGCGAUCUCUAUACCAAAGUGGUGAUACCGGAGAAAGAUACAAGUCAUGAACCAAAGGUAUAUGAAGAGCUUGGUACUUUCCAACAUAGAAAGGCUCGGUGUAUCAGCCCGAAAAAAAACGUAGACGAUGUAAACGAUAUUUACGAAAUGAUGGAGUUAUUUAAACUGCUUCAUAUUGAAUAUGAUCCUCAAAAAUUGGUCCUCUCAGAGAUGAAAGAGACGGCAAAAAAGGAGAUAGAAGAACAAAGUUCCGGCAGCGGAAAGUAUUCAAAUGGAAUAACGGGAUUUGAGGUCAUUGCAAAGGCUAAAGCCGAAGAUACGUUGAAAAGGGAAAGGCUGAGGGAAUCGUAUUUGGAGGUUGAUGAGUGUGUCAAGCAAUUGGAUCAGUAUGCGAUUGAGAUUCUGGACGUCUUCUAUGGCGAUCGUGGGAUUUUGAAUGCUUUGGCAGAACAGAAAAAAAGCUUAACGAACACAGAGUACAACGUUCUUAUUGCAGGUGAAAGUAGUGCUGGGAAAAGUAGUUUAUUGAAUCUUAUUCUUGGCGAAGAGCUUCUUGCACACCAUGUCUUGAGUACAACCUCGACAAUAUGCGAACUGAGGUUUGGGGAGGAACGAAAACUGGUCGUUCAUUAUAAGAUAACGAAGAAACAAAGACACGUCCUUUGCCUGUAAUAUUCCCCUUGAAAUCCCAGGAAGAAUGCGGCAAAAUUUUUUAUGAUCAAAUCGCUCCCUUCGUGCAAAUGUCAAAUCAGCGAGAAAAAGGCUCCAAAUAUUCUAGAGUAGAAAUCUUUUGGCCGCAUGAAUUACUUAAGAAAGGAAUUGUUAUCAUUGAUAGUCCAGGCCUAGG
Dendronephthya gigantea is the source of this 1033-nucleotide messenger RNA. RefSeq lists its product as uncharacterized. The transcript is spliced from 6 exons. The record is from RefSeq and is a predicted model, not a curated record. The coding region runs from base 1 to 858 and encodes 285 amino acids. NCBI's taxonomy places the organism in Eukaryota, Metazoa, Cnidaria, Anthozoa, Malacalcyonacea, Nephtheidae.